Pollicipes pollicipes is the source of this 2356-nucleotide messenger RNA. Its product is annotated as kinesin-like protein KIF3A. Gene Ontology annotation, molecular function: ATP binding; microtubule motor activity; microtubule binding. Gene Ontology annotation, biological process: microtubule-based movement; mitotic cell cycle. Bases 222 to 2270 code for a protein of 682 amino acids. Gene Ontology annotation, cellular component: microtubule. The transcript is spliced from 13 exons. NCBI's taxonomy places the organism in Eukaryota, Metazoa, Arthropoda, Thecostraca, Pollicipedomorpha, Pollicipedidae. The record is from RefSeq and is a predicted model, not a curated record.
CGAUAAAACCUGUCGCAUCCAAAAGAACCGUGCAUAGCACAGUUUGUGUGCGAGGUGGGCGCCGGGUUCCUAUCCACAUAUACACCGCAUAUGCGCUUGUAGGCAUCAACUUGGAUUCAGAACAACCAAGCUUUAAGCUGCAUGCACAACCUCAGCAUCACAUCUGAGAGAGCUCGCCUCGGCGCCGCGACACCGUCCGCGGCCGCAGCCGGCGGCGGGCCAUGGCCGACAAGGACAACGUGCGCGUGGCGGUGCGCGUGCGGCCGCUGAACGAGACGGAGGUGACAAACGGCUGCCGGAGCGCGGUGGAGGUGAACGCGCUGAGCGGCGCCGUGUCGCUGCGCACGCCGGCCGCCGCCGCCGCCUCCGAGCCGGCCAAGACAUUCACCUUCGACGUGGCGUUCGGGCCGGACUCCAAACAGUUCGACAUAUACAACCAGGUGGCGCGCCCUAUCGUGGAAAAUGUGCUGGAGGGAUACAACGGCACGAUAUUUGCGUACGGUCAGACCGGCACGGGCAAGACGUUCACCAUGGAGGGAGUCCGAUCAGUGGCAGAGAAGAAGGGAAUCAUUCCCAACUCGUUCGCGCACAUCUUUGGACACAUCUCCAAGGCAGCAGGCGACACCAAGUUUCUGGUGCGUGUCUCCUACCUGGAGAUCUACAACGAGGAGGUGCGCGACCUGCUCGGCAAGGUGCAGAGCCAGCGACUCGAGGUCAAGGAACGGCCCGACGUCGGCGUCUACGUCAAGGACCUGUCGGCGUUCGUCGUCAACAACGCCGACGACAUGGACAAGAUCAUGACGCUGGGGAAUAAAAACAGAUCGGUGGGCGCGACCAACAUGAACGAGCACAGCUCGCGCUCGCACGCUAUCUUCACCACCACCGUGGAACGGAGCGAGCGGGGCCUGGACGGCCAGAACCACGUGCGCGUCGGUAAACUACAUCUGGUCGACCUGGCGGGCUCGGAGCGCCAGAGCAAGACGGGCGCCACCGGUCAGCGCCUGAAGGAGGCCACCAAGAUCAACCUGUCGCUCUCCACCCUCGGCAACGUCAUCUCGGCCCUGGUGGACGGCAAGAGCACCCACGUGCCCUACCGCAACUCCAAGCUGACGCGCCUGCUGCAGGACUCGCUCGGCGGCAACAGCAAGACGGUGAUGAUUGCCAACGCCGGCCCUGCCGACUACAACUACGACGAGACGUUGAGCACGCUGCGGUAUGCCAACCGCGCCAAGAGCAUCAAGAACAGCGCCAAGAUCAACGAGGACCCGAAGGACGCGCUGCUGCGCCAGUUCCAGAAGGAGAUCGAGGAGCUGCGCCGUCGCCUGGAGGAGGAGGAGGGCGGUGGCGACUCGGACAGCGGCUCGGCGGAGGAGUCCGGCGGCGAGGAGGCGGCCGCCGACGGCUCGCCGCGCCGCCGCCGGCCGCGCCGUCUCACCGAGGAGCAGGUGGCUGAGGUGCAGGCCCAGCUAGCGGAGGACCGGCGCCGCCUCCAGCAAGAGAAGGGCAUGGCCGAGGCUGAGCGGCGCCGGCUCAAGCAGCAGGUUGACCAGCACGAGAAGGAGCUGGCGCAGGCGCAGCGGGCGCAUGAUCAGUUGGCCGAGAAGCUGGCGCUGCUGGAGAAGAAGAUCAUCGUGGGCGGUGUGAACCUGCUGGAGCGGUCGGAGGAGCAGCAGCGCCUGCUGGAAGAGUCUGCCCGCGAGCUGGAACGGCGCCAGCAGAACGAGCGCCAGCUACAGCAGGCGCUGCAGAUGAAGGAGGCGGAACGUCUAGACAUCGAGGAGCGCUACAGCUCUCUUCAGGAAGAGGCGGUGGGCAAGACCAAGAAACUGCGCAAAGUGUGGCAGCUGCUGCUGGAGGCCAAAUGUGAGCUGGAGGACCUGCGCGCCGAACAGCAGCGCGAGAAGGAGGGGUUGCUCGAGAACGUGCGACAACUGACCAGCGACCUACGCCUCCAGCAGCUGCUCAUCGACCAGGCGAUCCCGGCCGAGUACCAGAGCAUGGUGGAGCAGUACGCCAGCUGGAACGACGAGAUCGGGGAGUGGCAACUGCGCUGCGUCGCCUACACGGGCAACAACAUGCGGCGCAACACGGACCCGGCCGAUGCCGACCGUCAGCCGGAGCCGCCGCUGGUGGACCUGUCGCACGUGUACCUGUCGUACUCCGCCGACGGACCGGGCGUGGCCAUCCGGCCCAAGUCGGCCAAGCACCGACAGGCGCGGCCUCGCGGCUCUGCAGUCCCUCCCGGCACCGCUGCCAGACAGCGGAUGUGAGACCGACGGGGCGCGAUCCUGCCACGCCAGCCGCCCCAGCUUCGGGGCGCUGGUGGAGGAGACGGCGGCCUGCUGUGAUAACCCUU